Molecule: messenger RNA, 1807 nt
Organism: Xenopus laevis (African clawed frog)
Lineage: Eukaryota; Metazoa; Chordata; Amphibia; Anura; Pipidae
Product: solute carrier family 7 member 13
Exons: 4
Coding region: 100-1569 (489 amino acids)
Source: RefSeq, a predicted model, not a curated record
ACCACUCAGCAUUAGCAUUUACCAAAGAACUGGAAAAGAGCUAAAAGCUAAAGUGAAAUUCUUUUAUCAAAUUUUCACUGAGGGAGAACAAAACUUGCCAUGGCAGAAAGAGAAAUUGCCGCAGAGCACGAAAAAACUCUCCACAUAGCAAAUAAGAAUGUUUUGCUGAAAAGAACCUUGGGGCUUUUCGAUAUCACCUGCUUUCUUGUGGGAAGUAUUGUGGGUGCUGGAAUAUUUGUAUCUCCCACAGGCGUGCUAAAAUAUGCUCAGCUUAAUGUUGGUGUGACCUUAUGUAUUUGGGCUGCUUCUGGAGUCUUAGCAAUGAUGAGCUCCCUCUGUUACGCUGAACUUGGUUCUGCAUUACCUUUUGCUGGUGGUGAAUAUUAUCAUGUAAAACGAGGACUUGGACCUUUACCUGCCUUCAUUGUCAUCUGGACAUCAAUAUUAUUCAGAAGACCUGCAUCCAGUGCUGCACGAGCCCUGACGUUUGCCGAAUACGCCACUCAGCCAUUCUACUCUGGAUGCCCCACACCCGAGCUGCUUAAGAAAAUAAUGGCACUUGCGGUUCUUUGGGUUUUGGGAAUUAUAAAUAUCAAGAGUGCAAAGAUGACCACUUGGGUUCAGAAUGUUUUUACUGUGCUGAAAAUGUUGGCCUUGAUCUUCAUUGUUAUUUGUGGCCUCAAAGAACUUGGAGGAAAAACAGAGAUUCCAGGGCACUUAACGAAUGCAUUUGAUUCUCCAUCUCCAAAUGCAGUUCAAAUAGCAGAGUCUUUCUUCCAGGGUCUAUAUGCAUAUGGAGGUUGGAACUUCUUAAAUUACAUUGCUGAAGAGAUAAAGAACCCAAGCAAGAACAUUCCGCUCUGUACAAUAACAGCUGUGGCUGCAGUGAUUGCCUUUUAUUUGCUGGUAAACAUCUCAUACCUCACAGUACUGACACCAAAAGAAAUUGUUUCUUCAGCUGCUGUAUCUAUUACCUGGGCUGAUAGAGUGAUUCCCACGGUAGCCUGGAUAAUACCUGUCUCCGUUGCUAUCUCGAUUUUUGGUUCUCUAAAUGGUGGCAUGUUUAUGCUUGGAAGACUUAACUAUGCAGGGAGCAAGGAAGGUCAUUUGCCUGCCCUAAUAUCCAUGCUUCAUGUAAAUCACUUGACUCCAGCUCCAGCCAUAAUCCUCUCAACCAUUAUUGCUUCAAUAUUUGUCAUUCCUUCAGAUCUUUUGUCAUUAACUAAUUACUUUGGCUUUUCUACUUGGCUUUUGGUUGGACUAACUGUUACAAGUCUGAUUGUUCUACGCUUCAGAGAACCAAACCUUCCCCGGCCAUAUAAGGUCUUUCUGCCAAUCGCCUUUGGAGUUGUGUUAGUCGCUGCAUUUUUAGUUCUAGUGCCAAUAAUACAAUCACCCAAAGUGCAAUAUGUCUAUGCCUUACUGUUUAUGCUGAGCAGCAUGAUAAUUUAUUUCCCCUUUGUUUAUUUUAAACUGCGUAUCCCAUAUUUUGAUGGCAUUACUUGCUACUUACAGUUGUUAAUGGAGGUGGUUCCUACAGAUAUAUUUGAAGAUCCCAAAAGCCAAUAAGUAGUACUUGUAUAUCAAACUGCAAUGUUUAAUUUAUAUUGUUCUGGCAUAUGAGUAUUUCCUUUAAUAUGUAAUCUUUUGUUUCUUGGCUUAAACCAUAAAAUCUAGCUUUUACAAAUGUAUUAAACUUUAUGUAGACAAUAUCUCUGUCCAGUUGAUGUUCACGUUCUUCUGCAAAAAUAUUGUGUAUUUAUAAAAACGAGUCCUUUGUAAUGAAAAAUAGUAUUUCUAACAUUGA